UUUUCUUGUCAAUUUUUUUUUAAAACAAAAAUUGUUUAUCUGAAUUAUGGGUUCUUGAUUUCGUACAAGUUUUACUCACCUUUCGGGUUUUCUAAAGGUCAUAUGAGUUGUUCCUCUUUGCUAUUUUCUUUGCCCAGAUAUGCUGAUUGAAUAUUUACCUGUGUCAAGAUCUUCUCUUUAAUCUUCUCUGAGCUCUGUUGCUGUGUUGUUUGAGCAGAUAAUGUAGUUCCGGGCUGGAUCUGUUACUUUUCAUUAAUAUGAUCGUUUGCAAAUCUCAGCUUUGACAUUUGCAACUGAGAACGGGUAUCUGGAAAUGGGACCAUUGGCACUUGAAACGGAGAUUGUAUGCUCACUAGAUUAUAUAACGUUGGGGCUAAAGGAAGAGAAGCCCCAAGUUUUAUCACUUCUUUCCAUGUUUCUGGAGAGGUGCGUUCAAAAAAAUGAAAGGAUGUUGGAGACUUCACAAACUAAAGAUGUUGUGACCAUACUCCAUGGUUUAAGAGCACCAUCUCUCAGCAUUCAACAAUACAUAGAUCGGAUCUUUAAGUAUUCGUGCUGCAGCCCUUCUUGCUUUGUUAUUGCACAUAUAUAUGUGGACAGGUUUAUUCAACGGACAAACUUGUGCUUGACGUCCCUCAACAUCCACCGCCUCCUUAUCACGAGUGUUAUGGUGGCAGCAAAAUUUAUGGAUGAUGCAUUCUUUAACAAUGCAUAUUAUGCAAGAGUGGGAGGAGUCAGCACGGCGGAAUUGAACAAGUUGGAGAUGAAGUUUUUGUUCAGUCUCAAUUUCCAACUUCAUGUUAGUGUACAGACAUUUAGGAACUAUUGUUCAGUGUUGAGAAAGGACGCGACGGGUGGACUUAUUGAACGCCCGAUCCAGGCAUGUGGAAUGAAAGAAAGCUGGGCAAACAAAGAUGAUCCUGUUUGUCCUCAGUCAAUCUCUAGAUGAAGAUUGUUCAGUGCCAAUAUGGACAUUUUGAAGACCAGAAAAAUAGAUGUGAAUGUGAAUUUUUUUGUCUCUCACAGGAUCAGAUACCUUGGACAUGACCACGGAGGAGAUCUUGCCCUCUUUGUUGUAUUAAUACAUGGGUUUGUUCCAGCCUUUUCCUAUAGCAGAUAUGGUUUUCUUGUUUUUGUUGAGCUCCUUUGAUAGGAUUAGAAUGAGCUGUCAGUGGAAGUAAUUCACCUGGAGUUGCUAUUCUUUCGUUGAUGCUACUAUUCGAUUGAUUCGUUUAGCAUCCACACCUUGUGAAUUUUGAAUUCUUUGUUAUUGACAAUAGGGCUGUAAUGGAAAUGAAUAGAUUUGGUUGCAGAUGAUUUUAUGGUCUUUCAA
This is a messenger RNA of Sesamum indicum (sesame), 1333 nucleotides long. Its product is annotated as cyclin-P3-1. Lineage: Eukaryota; Viridiplantae; Streptophyta; Magnoliopsida; Lamiales; Pedaliaceae. The record is from RefSeq and is a predicted model, not a curated record. Gene Ontology annotation, biological process: regulation of cyclin-dependent protein serine/threonine kinase activity. Gene Ontology annotation, molecular function: protein kinase binding.